Amphimedon queenslandica is the source of this 1260-nucleotide messenger RNA. Its product is annotated as probable serine/threonine-protein kinase drkA. Gene Ontology annotation, biological process: protein phosphorylation; necroptotic signaling pathway. The transcript is spliced from 2 exons. The record is from RefSeq and is a predicted model, not a curated record. Bases 15 to 404 code for a protein of 129 amino acids. Lineage: Eukaryota; Metazoa; Porifera; Demospongiae; Haplosclerida; Niphatidae. Gene Ontology annotation, molecular function: protein kinase activity; ATP binding.
AUGAGCUGGCUAGAAUGAGACAACAGUUAGAAAAUGUAUCUGCUGAUAAAGAAGAAUUACUGAGGGCAUAUCAUCAGGAACAAGCAAUGGUUACUAGACUAGAGGAUCAAACACAAAGAAUGAAGCAAGCUAACAUAGUUCUAAAGGACAAAGUUGUGGCAUCAAGGCAGGCGCAGUCAGAGUUAAGCAGAUUACAUGGAGUUGAAAGGCAGCUGUCAUCGAAGCAGGAAGAAGUUAUAUCUCUUCAAAAAAUACUCUCAGGGUUCCAAAACACAUGGGAAUUGAGUCAUAGAGAAGUGUCUUUGUUAGAAGAGCUGGGUAGAGGAGGAUAUGGUGUAGUAUGGGUUGGACAAUUAAAAGUCCGCUGUCAAGAAGUUACACGAACGGAUAGUGAGCCAACAUAAUAUGGAAACGUUUCAUCAUGAGAUUGAUAUAAUGUCACAGUUACGUCAUCCUAACCUCCUCCAGUUUAUAGGAGCUAUAUUAGACCAUCCAUCAGGUUGCCCCAUGAUUGUCACUGAAGUAAUGGAUACCUCACUACGUGAAGCUUAUGAAAGGAGGGAAUUGACUCCUGACCCAGGCUGUAGACCAGUGAUUCUCUCUAUAUUACAUGAUGCAGCUGUUGGUUUAAACUACCUACACUGUCUACCUGAUCCUAUUAUUCAUCGUGAUGUCAGCAGUGCUAAUGUACUCCUUCAAUCAAUUGCUGGGACCAGAAAAUGGAAGGGAAAGAUAUCUGAUUUUGGAUCAGCUAAACUUGCACAAAAAGCAAUCACUGAAGGGCCAGGAGCAUUUGCCUAUAGUGCACCUGAAGCCUUUCAAAGCAUUGCAAGUCAAGAUCCUACUAAGAAGCAAACUACAAAGAUGGAUGUAUUCAGCUAUGGUGUUUUGCUUUGUGAAAUAAUAACUUGCCGUUUUCCAAACAGAGAUAUUUUUCGAGGCAUGCUUCAUCAAGUGCACGGCAUUAGCAACAGACCAAGUGGUACUAGAGAUACACAAGGCUCCCUUCUCCAUUCUCUCAUUGUAUCAUGCUGUCAUGAUGAUUCUUCCAGACGCCCAACAAUGAAAGAAAUUAUUGAACAACUUGACAUUAUAUCAAAGUAAAAACAAAAAUUCCUAAUUUUUUCUACUUAUUGGUACAAUUUUUGCAAGUGAAUUUAUGUUUAGUGUGUGUCCUUAACUGAAAAGUUAAGAUUUUAAAAUUUAAAAUACAUUACAAAUUAAUUUUAAAACAGGCUCCACCUGUUGUUGAGCUCCUCC